Molecule: messenger RNA, 768 nt
Organism: Dichotomopilus funicola
Lineage: Eukaryota; Fungi; Ascomycota; Sordariomycetes; Sordariales; Chaetomiaceae
Product: serine hydrolase FSH
Exons: 4
Coding region: 1-768 (255 amino acids)
Biological process (GO): secondary metabolic process
Cellular component (GO): nucleus; cytoplasm
Molecular function (GO): hydrolase activity
Source: RefSeq, a predicted model, not a curated record
AUGAGAAUUCUAUGUAUUCCCGGUGCCUAUGGCAGUUCCGAUAAAUUUGAGGUGCAGCUUGCGCCCCUCGUCAAUGAGUUGACCAAAGACGGGUCCGCGACCUUCCACUUCAUCCAUGGCCCAUGUACAGCGGUCCCACCCAAGGGCUUCGAAGAGUAUUUCGGCAAACCGCCAUACUUCCGCUUCAUCGAGCCAGACAAGGAUGUGGAUGCGGGAGUAACCCAACAAGAUGACGUUUUAGCAAGAAUUCGAGAUUUCCCGGACUGCGAGACGCCCGAAGACACUAUGAGGGAGCUUAUGAGAGAUGGCAUUGCGACAACGCACCGCAGCACUGAUAAUGCGCUCAAGUUUUUGGUCAACAUCAUGGAGGAGCAAGGCCCCUUUGAUGCCAUCAUCGGGUACUCCGAAGGUGCCACUGUAGCCGCCACCCUUCUCCUCCACGAACAGCAGAGGUCCAAGAAAAAGGAUAUCCCUCCCAUGUUCAAGUACGCAAUCUUCUUCGCCGGCUGGCCUCCGGUUGACCCGGUUCAUCACAACAUGAUUCUAAGCGACGAAACGGACGCCACGAUCGAAAUUCCGACCUGCCACAUAAUUGGCUCCCUCGACCCCUACGUUCACGGGUCUAUGGCUCUCUACAAUGUCUGUGACCCGGAUACUGCCUACAUGUUUGAUCAUGCCAAAGGCCACACUCUUCCUCGAGACAAAGAUACCGUGCGGGAGCUUGGAGAUGUUGUUAGGGAAGCAAUCACGUUGUACGGGAUUCAUUAG